Messenger RNA from Dreissena polymorpha, 1255 nucleotides. RefSeq names its product shiftless antiviral inhibitor of ribosomal frameshifting protein homolog. Gene Ontology annotation, molecular function: sequence-specific mRNA binding; ribosome binding. The transcript is spliced from 9 exons. Bases 181 to 1080 code for a protein of 299 amino acids. Gene Ontology annotation, biological process: innate immune response; viral translational frameshifting. The record is from RefSeq and is a predicted model, not a curated record. Lineage: Eukaryota; Metazoa; Mollusca; Bivalvia; Myida; Dreissenidae.
GGCUGAAGAAUCUGACAAACAAAAAGAAGUUUCUGGGGAAGAGUUAAACUCAUUGACGCAGGAUACACUGGAAAUGGGAAAUAUGUGAAGAAAGAACAGAACAUCGAAAUGUCGUAUACGAGUUUUUAAACCUUACAUAAAACGUCUCUUUUGACGUUGAGAAAAUUCAAACACGCUGUAAUGGCCGAAGCCGUACUGGGCGAGCACUCAGAUGAUGAAACCUGGAAAAAUACUCAACGUUUUCGCGAACUGUUCCAUGGACGCUUCUCCGACGAACAAGCGGAUACAAUCGUGAAUCAUUUCAACGGAGACGUUGUGAAAGCUGUUGAUUUUGGGUUUACGGCAACACAGGUAGAAGUUGAAGAAGUACUUGGAAACGGUGAGGGGUGGCAGAUUGUUACAAACGUACGCCAGCAUCAGCUCGUGAAAGACCUCAACCGUAGAUUCGAAAUCUCAUCAGAAAUACGCCAGUUCAGUUGUGAGCCAUGUAGCAGUGCGUGGUGGAAAAAGGUGUCCGCGAGGAAACCGGUUUCGAAGUGCACAAGAUGUAAAAAGCGAAAGGAUGCGUUACCACGCGAAAAGGAGUGGGGGUUGGCAAAGUUUAUUUGUCCUUGUGGUCACGAAUAUCAUCACUUUGGGGCGAUGGACGUGAGGAAGUUAAGAAACUGGAAUGGUUCGAGACUUUUCGGGAAAAGCAGAAGCGUGUGUUUCCAGUGCAUGCAAAAUCUGGUGGAACCAGUGGAGAUUCUACCACCGCGUAAAUGGCGAGACGUUGACACCACCGAGUCUAUACCCGACCGUCCUAGGCGAAGACGUGUUCAACCAAAGGACACGCAUUGCUCUGCCUAUAAUUGUUACCUUAGAUACAUUCCAGCAGAAACCGAGCCGGUCGUCCCUGCUUGUGUUCACCCUGAAUCCCUCGCACAGAUGUCGAUAUACGUACUUGUAGAUUCAGCGAAUCACAUCAGUUCCGGAUCCACUGUCGACACGUUCAUGUCCCAGGGUGAUCUGAAUACUGAUCCGAACCCGUAUGCACCCAGAUUGAGCCCUACAGCUGAAGAAAAUGAUGAGGAAAUUUGAAAUUAAGACCGAUAGUUAGUUUCUAAUCUUAGUUUGAAAAAUUAAAUGUUAGUUAGCGAUUUCUUCUGUUAUACUGUGAUUGUGUGCUUAUUAUUUCAAAACAUUUGUCCGAUUUUACCUGCGAUAUGUUAAUAUGAUUUUAUUUUCCUGUUGUUAAAUAAAUAUUUUCUGUGUG